CUGGUCGAUGGCCUGAAACCAGGUCAGAGGAAGGUUUUGUUCACUUGCUUCAAAAGAAACGACAAGCGAGAGGUAAAAGUUGCCCAGCUGGCGGGAUCAGUGGCUGAGAUGUCUUCUUACCACCAUGGAGAGGCCUCACUGAUGAUGACCAUUAUCAAUCUGGCUCAAAAUUUUGUGGGCAGCAACAACCUUAACCUCCUUCAGCCCAUUGGCCAGUUUGGCACCAGACUGCAUGGGGGGAAAGACUCUGCCAGCCCCCGUUACAUCUUUACAAUGCUCAGUCCUUUGGCACGAUUGGCUUUUCCUGCAGUGGAUGACAGUGUGCUGAAAUUUCUAUAUGACGACAACCAACGGGUAGAACCUGAAUGGUAUAUCCCAAUCAUUCCCAUGGUCCUAAUCAAUGGGGCAGAAGGCAUUGGAACUGGCUGGUCAUGCAAGAUUCCCAACUACGAUAUCCGAGAAGUGGUGAAUAACAUUUGUCGCAUGCUGGAUGGAGAAGAGCCUCUACCAAUG
Pogona vitticeps (central bearded dragon) is the source of this 513-nucleotide messenger RNA. Lineage: Eukaryota; Metazoa; Chordata; Lepidosauria; Squamata; Agamidae. The record is from RefSeq and is a predicted model, not a curated record.